GAGUAAGCGCACAGCGGAAUAUUUCUACAGGAUUGUCAAGGAGGAGAUAAAUAGCUUGAAGAACUGCUACAACUCCAAAGAAUUAAAGGAUUGGAAAGAUGAGGAUUUGGCCUGGACGCUCCUAGUGGAUGGCUGUGCAUUGUUGGUUUUCAUGAUCGUUGAUGGGAACAAUAAGUGGGAGGAAUUCAGUGUUCAUAUUGAUGUAGUCAGAAUUGUGAAAGCUGAUUUUUUCUUACUUGAGAACCAACUGCCUUACAAACUUCUUAAGAUAUUGACAGACUCGUUGGCUGAAGCCUCAGGUGUAGGAUUAAUAGGAACUUCUCUUAAGGAGUUAUCCAAGAAAUUCAUCACCAAUUUCAUCAAGAGGAGUUUCUUGGAUCCCAUUCCGCAUCGACAACACCAAAUUGAGGUUGAUGAUUUAGAGUCUCCUCAUCCUGAUGAGCAACAAGAAGAAGAGAAAGACCCUCCUCAUCUUCUAGACUUGUUGCGAAGUAUACUGAUAGUCAAAUCGAAGGAGAAGAGUGAGAAACAGAAAUGGAGUAACGAAGAACAGUGGUUGGAGACACCGGAUGAUCAUAAAAGCAAACAUCAGCCCUCAAUUUGCAGCGUAAAGGAGCUGAAAGGCAAGGGUAUUCGUUUUAAAGCGUGGGAAAGGGAAGUGGCCAUCAGAGACGCUGUUUUCAAUAACUGUUGUUGGGUGCCAACCCUCACGCUGGCUCCAAUUUUUUUGCACAAUACCACCAUGUCAUUGUUGCUGAAUUUGAUGGCGUAUGAGCUGUGUCCGGAUUACAAAGAAGAUUGCGAGAUCUCCUCGCACUUGUCAUUACUCAACUCCUUGAUUGCUGAUGGGGAGGAUGUGAAGGAACUGAGAGAUGCAGGCGUGCUGCACCACCGAUUUGGAAGCGAUAUAGAGGUAGCGGAGCUGUUCAACAAGAUCAGCUACGUCCGCAUGCCAAAUCUUAAGAAGGACUUAAAAUUGAGAGAUGAUAUCAAUGAUUACUGCAAAAAAUUACGCUUCAGCGGUGUAAGGGCCAGCGUCGAGGCUGAUCUCACUCAAACCUAUUUUAAGAGCCCUUGGAGCUUCCUGGUCCUGCUCGCUGCCUUAGCAGGUCUUAUCAUGACAGGAAUGCAAACUUAUUAUAGCUUCCGAGCAUACAAGCCCCACUAGUGAACUUUAAUUACUAUAUGUAUUAACAGCGUUCUUAAAGUAUGUCUUGGGAGCGAUUGGGUUGACCAAAACAAUUUUAUGUA
Molecule: messenger RNA, 1251 nt
Organism: Rubroshorea leprosula
Lineage: Eukaryota; Viridiplantae; Streptophyta; Magnoliopsida; Malvales; Dipterocarpaceae
Source: the annotation of a GenBank genome assembly